Messenger RNA from Pocillopora meandrina, 9500 nucleotides. The record is from the annotation of a GenBank genome assembly. NCBI's taxonomy places the organism in Eukaryota, Metazoa, Cnidaria, Anthozoa, Scleractinia, Pocilloporidae.
AUGGAGGUUGACGAAAAUCCUGAGAGAGGCAUAUCUUACCUGCAGCAAUUUUCCUGCGGAGUGGGGCAUGUGAUUAAUGAUGUCACUCGCCGCUUGUUGCAGUCAUUCCGAAUGAUUUUUCUCAUGAGAGUUGUUGGCAUUUCUGCAACCAAUGCCGGCUUGAUUACUCUCUACAGUCUUUUUGUCGGUGCAUUAAUAUUUGCUCCAGUGGCAGGUUUUUUGUGUGAUAAGGUUAAGAUUCCGGUUCUGUCACGCAGGCUUGGAAAGAAAAAAUCGUGGCAUUUGUUUGGAACUAUUGCAGCUACAAUCGGUGUUCCGCUAUUUUUCAGCCAAUGUUUAGUUUGUGGUAGUGGAACCAGCGAGUGGGUGGUGUUGUUGUAUUACUUUUCCAUCGCCACCGUAAUCUCAUUUUCCAUCAACUUCGUUGACAUAUCGCACCUGUCGAUUAUUCCGGUUUUGGCAAAGGAUCAAAGUGAGGCCGCCAAACUUACUGCUUUGAGGUUCGUGAAACCCUUUCGAUUGCUACACUUAUAUACUCGUAUCCAUGUUGGGACAAGUUGACUAUACUUUAGCUUAAUUAGCCUCAGAGUCAGAUUUUGUCAAAACAGGGGUGUUCCCUGCCCCACGUAUAGGAACUGGGGACCGAUCAGUUUAGCCACCAAAGAACUAAGUAACCAGGCCUGACAUCCGUGUACUUUUGUGACGUAGCAACAUAUACAGUGUCAAGGCAUUUGCGCUAUUACAAUUUUUUUACAACCUGGCUCUUAGCCAAAUAAAUUUAGGUGAGUUGCAGAGCCCUCGUCACGAUUGUACUUGGUACUUAAAAUGGUUUGGGUAAAUGAACCGAUAGAGAAGCCUUGACUGUGCUCUGUUCUUUUGUAAAGCACGCAGGAAGCGACUAGAGCACGAAAGAAGUGAGAAACACAAGACAUAGCUCAAACCACUUCCUGAGCGCUUUAAAACAAAAUAGAGCACAGUCAAGGCUUCUCUAUUUGUUUAUAAUAAAGAGUCCGUUAAAUUCCCAAAGCAAACUCCCAAGCAUUACUUUCAAUUUUCAAAACAAACUUUAUUUCCAAAGCGAACAAUAGUGUUAUCAGCAUGCUCUAUACCCUCAUAAAGCACGCUACAAUAAGCCAAUCAGAAUCCCUGUUAGAAUGGCUUAAAUAAUCUGAUUAGCUGUGCAAGACUAAAGCUGUCAAAAGUGUCAAACCAUCAAAGUUAAAACACCAUCAAAGUUCACAUUCUGCAAUAGUUUACAAACUUAAAUAGUUCGGCAGGUCUAAUUUAACACUUUUGCCUGAAGUUUUUUAGUCUCUAAUACAGAAUCUGAAAGCGAAAUGUUCACUGAAACUCGGCCGAAUCGUGGCUCAUGAAAACACACGAGUUUUUUCACAUGACAGGUAGAAAAAAAACAGUUCAAGGCGAGUGUUUUAUGAAUGAACGACAGCCGAAUUCACCGGAACGUAGAGAUCGCUCGGGAUGAAAGCGCAUCGGAAAGGAUAUCAGAGCAAGCUCUUAUUUUUUCACUCGAAGGGCAGCCGAUGUAGUUCCUGAGGCUUGCUUCGCUUCGAUGACCGAAGAUCGCCAUGAUGAGCUAGCCGCGAUGGACCUCAGCGUGAUCGCAGUCGCUCUGACACCGGCAUGAUUAGUAUGACUUUUAACAGUUAUGCCAGUUUGGUUAUAUUUUUCAUUCUGUUGCUACUUACCAGCUCGCUUGUUCCGAAAUUUCACUUUCAAUUAACUUAAAAGAGCCAGAGAGAAGUCCCGGAAAAGGUGAAACAUAUAGUACAAUUUAGCUGAUGACGUGACAGCUUUAGCUCAGCUCUAUGCUUUAUACCCUCAUAGAGCACGCUCUUUCAACCAAUGACAGCACGUGUUAUAUCCGAACUUUAUUAUAGACAAUUAUGGUAAUGUCAAUAAUGAUAAUAAUGAUAAUAAUAAUAAUAAUAAUAAAAUUAUAGUAAUCAUAAUAAAAUUAUAGUAAUCAUAAUAACAAAUAUAAACAUAGCGAUAUUGGUUACAUGAAUCAUGCGUGACUUCCCGGUUUCGCUGGUAUGUUUGUAUUUCGGUCGUAAGUUUUCCCAAGAUCCUACUUCGGAUAAAUCCUAUGUAGGGUUCAAAUCCCGUACGGGCCUGAAUUUUUUCAGGUCCUAUUUACAACUACUCGUUUCAGUAGUGUUCUUAGCUGCGAGGAUCUCUUAAUUUCAAAUCUUAUGUAGUUUUAUGUAUUUGUCGAAGUUGAUUUCCUUUCCGAGACAGUUACACUUAAUAACUAACUAGUAAAUCCCUAGGCCGUUCUUGUCUCUACAAAGUGUAAAUAUUUUUUAAAGCUCACUUGCAGUUGACUUCUUAUCAACAGAACGGGUUUCAUGUACUCAACUGGCAUCGUUUCCUACCUUGUGGCAUGGCUAAUUCUUGGACGAGAUAGCCGUGAUCAGUUAACGAAAGAAAGCUCAAUGAAUUUUAUGGUAAUUGAUAACAUCCACAUGAUUCUAGUGCUGCCACUGACUAUUACUAUUCCACUGUUGUUUCUUUCUCUACUUACUUUCUUCCUGUAUAUCGGACACAGAGCAUCAAGGGGUAUCCGAGCUUUCAGCUUGGGGUUGAUGGGCUCAUGUCCAUUUGGAGUUAUCGCUUAAGCCUGUUUACAUGAAGGUGGGGGACCUCAGGUGAGGUAACCCGCCUGUCCAUAUGAUUUCUUAUUUCAUUUUGAUCACGUUUACAUGAUAGGUGGGGUGACCCGCCAAGGCGGGUUACCCUGUCUGCCAGGUAGGGUAGCCCUGUCAGCCGGGGUGACAAUUUGCCAUGUAAACGUGUCAAGGUGGGGUAACCCGCCUAGCCGGGGUCACGUUCAUGGCAAAAAGCUCAAAAGCUCAAAAGUAUGUUUUAAAACUUUGUACAUUUCUUAGCCGUUUCAUGGCAGAAAUCACCAGAAACCGCAACGGACAUACAAGGAGUUUGAAAUGAUCACAUUUCGGAAUAUUUAGAGUUGGUUUCCCAAACUAUUCCGUAUAACGUAUCAAGUCAAAUAAGAAAUUAUAUGGACAGGCGGGUUACCCCUCCUAGGUGGGUUACCUCACCUACCUGGGGUCCCCCACCUCCAUGUAAACAGGCCCUAAGACAACUUUAUCCUUUUUGUGUCUAUCACUGAAUUCACUUAACUGCAGUUCUGAUGUCUGCUCAUCUACAGGUGAUAACCCUGAUCUUGACAGGAGUAGGACUGAUUUGCUCUGCCAUUUUCCAUUUUGGAACCAAAGAACCUUCAGACGAUUCGGCGGAAAACAGGCGGUCUAGGUCAACUGCAGAUUAUAUGGUAAAUUUUGGGAACGUCGCGAUCAAUACAAUUGUUUAGUCUGACUCUAAAUUAUGAGAAAAACGAUUAAACGUUCAUUUGCCCACCUUAAAAAAAAGGAGAGAGAGAAGGAGCUACCUGAGUAACUACACAUUUAAUGGACAUUUGUCCAUCGUUUCCCUUUUAAUAACAUGCAAGCAAAAAUUUCGACCCGCUCAUUCGCUGAGAACACGACAAUUUAUCCCGAACAGUGCAGAAAAUUGAAAUUAAAUUGAUUUACUGGUAAGUCGCGAUAGCACAUGAAAACAAAAUGAUAGACAGGUCGAAAGAAAGUUGAAUGUUUUAAUUUAGGGUUUGAAGGAGAGUUCUAAGAAUGAAAAACCCAACGAAGCGCAAACAAUUGGCUAAGAGUGGGGAAGUCUUGGGCACCAAAAACGGUCGUAACAAAAGUAUUGAAGGCCAUAAGAAAAUUCGCGUGGAGUUUACGCGACAGUUCGUGAAAAAGAAUGACGGGGAAUGUUACAAGUGUGAUAGCCUUUGCGUACUGAUUACUGCUGUUAAAGCUAUUUUCUGAUUACUGCUAUUAAAGCGAUACCUAACUGAGAAUGCCAGCAAAUAAAAGAAAACAGAGUUAAAUUUUUGUCUUUGAAAAAUGUACGAGUGCUGAUUUAUCUAAAAUUACAUUAAAAAUCAUGUGGCUACCUAAGCUUUUCGAAGUCUUUAUUUGCAUGUAAAUGUAAACGUUGGGUAUAAUUUGAAACAAUUAUAUGAUCCUUACCAACGGAAUUUGGAAUCUUGCCACUGCAUCGGAGAAGGGAUUUUUUCACACCACAGAACUGACCCCCAUUGUUACUGUUAACCACCUUACUGAAAUCAUGAUUGCACUUUAUCAUGACUACGUCAACAGAAUUUUUGAGAGAAAAUUGCGCCGUAUUUCACUAACUAUUAUUGUCAUUUCUGAUGAUCUUUUUCAACUGAUGUACCGCAUACAUUUGUUGCAGAGAGAAACCUCCUUUAUACCAUCACCCGUUGUGUUACAGUCAUUCGUGUACUUUGACAGAUGUAAGUUCUCAUUCAUUAUUUAUAAGACCGUGUAACAACUCACUUGUUUCUUUUUUUUGUAACAAAGUUUCCUUUCAUUUUACUCCAUAAAACAUUUUCUUAAUUCCAUAGCUUUUCUGAUCUCAAUGUUUUUAUAAAUUGAUAUAUGACGCCGUUUUUGUUUUUUCAUCAACCAUAGAUCAGCAGCGAAAGGAAAACGGUCGGGGAGUAAUGGAAAAUGGACAACAAAAGUCAGAAUUGUACAACCAGGGUCACAAACUGACCUCUGGUCUUGACAAUCAAGGAUUCGAUUCAAAAGAAACACAGCUUAACCAACAUUCUCAGGAUGUUAGCCAAGAUGAGGGAAGAGCUAUGCCAUCUGUUGUUUCUGAUACUGAAUCCGCCCAACCACCAAAACGAAAGGCAGUGAGAACCUGGCUCAAAGAUCCUCAUUUGUACAAGGUAACUUAAUUUCUGGUACAAUGAAAAUUUCUUUAACACUGACUCGUUCUUUCCUGGAUAAUUUUAACUUUUGCGUGCAUGUAAUCAUAGUGCACUUGAGUACCUGCAAUGUAAUCUUCAGCUUUCACACUAAAAAAUGCCUAUUGCAGAUGAUCCAGGGAGAAACACAAACCAGGAAACACAUGAUUUUUCUCUCCACCAUUAAAUUGCGUUUGAGAGAUUAUGACACCAGCCGUGAGAAUUCAAAAGGUAGCCUAACUUCUCGAAAAUUGUCUAUAAAGGUGCUAAAAAUCCGAUUCGAGUCCCGCCAUGUUUGGCCUCUUACCUGUGACGUGAAAAAGUAUCAGUUUCCAUGUUUUCCUUUUCAUGGCGAUUUCUUUGCAUAGUUAAAAGUUCUGAAAAAAGUAAAUUUUUAAGUAAAAGAAAGUUUGGUUUUUUUUUUGCAAUAACCAAUGUAACCGCUACUUGUGAGCCGCGCGUUACAUAUUUGCGCAAGCGGCCAGGUUACUGAGCUAUUUUCAAAACGGCGGCAUCCAUAGUCUCCCACCUCGGAGGACAAAAUUUGAACAGUUAGGAUACUCUUUGGAAUCCAAAAAACGCGGUGAGUAAAACAUUUCUAUACACACCGGAUUUUCAUUAUUAUGUAGUAAAGGACAAAUUUGUUUCCGGAACAUACUUCUUCGUUAUUAUAUUGUAAAAAACUUUAGUGCAGGUAAUACAUCGUAAAUUAGGAUAUUGUCAUAAGUGAAUUUCUGGAACGGUUGGACGUGGUUAUCUACAAAUGUAGUUCACUUCUCUUAUUUUACAGGUCGCAAUUAUUUACGCUUGUACAAAGGGUUCACAGGAUGUGUUUUACGCUUACCUGCCCCUACUCCUCACUGACAAACUGAAAUUUGAAAAGGUAUGUACCAGCAAACUUUUAAGAAUUUCCCUCGUUGAUUUAUUUUUCUGGGCUUGAAAGAUACUAAACGUUAUACUCGAUUUUUCUGCAAUGGUUAAUCAACUACCUGCUUACUCGUCCAUUCUCAUUUCCUUUCUUCCUCCUUCACCGUCAAUUAGCCAACUUUACAUUAAGACGGAAGAAGAGACAGACAGGCAGAUACAAACGACAUGCAGACAGACAGGCAGACAGAGAGACCGGUAGACAGACAGAUAGACAGACAGACAGGCAGACACACGACGGACAGGCAGACAGACAGAUAGAUAGACAGACAGACAGAAGGACCAUCACUUAAUUUUUUAAACAUUUGAAAGAAUUGAGUAAAAAAUGGAGCAGUUGUAGCAAAUUACUAUUCAGAGUGGACCACGAGUUAAACAUCCCGAAUCGCUUUCCUGUUAGCGUUCAUACCCUACUAUUUAUAGCCAAGAAACUUACUCUGUCAAUGCCCCACUUACUAAGAAUAAAAAAUCACAAGGUAAGGACGACUUGAUGCUGGUUUAGGCAUUACCAAAAGAGCGAAAGAUAACCGUCAUGAUGACUGCAAACCUCCUUCAGGUUUCAGGUAGAAGUUCUACCUACGAAAAACUAGUUCCUCUUGUGAGGGAAUUAAGUUGCACGUACCCGAUUGGUAUAUAUGGGAGAAUCAAGUGCAAAUGCAAAUUUGAUGAAAGCAAGACAAUCAAUUCGAACCCUCGAGAAAGCUUGUAAUUUCUAUAACCUCAGACGUUUGUGCUUUUUUCGAAGGAAGCGAUUGCCAAUCUGCCAUUGAUAUUGUUAGUGAGUGCCACACUGUCCUCUCAAAUAUCAAGGAAGCUCUCUGGAAAAGUAGGAAAAAAGGUAAUGAAAAGAAAAAAAAUAUAUUUUCAGGUAAUUUUCAAAUGGAAGCGAUGUUCGUGGACAAAAUUUGAAGCUGAUAACCGAAUAGCAAUUUAAUUACCCUUAAAUAGCUGGUCUCAAACGCCAACAAGCCGGAGCUAAGCAGUUUGCGCAGCUGGAUCUGACUACGACACAAAGUGAAUCGAUUUAAAAUCCAAAAAACGUUCUCUCUCUGAAUUCAGCUGCAAUUUUUUCAAAAACGUUAACGUUACGCACUAAUAGUGUCACAUCGUAGUUUUAUUUGAGCUUUUUUUAUUGUUACCGAGAUCACAUUGACUAGUAUUUCUUUUUACUUAAUUUCUAUUGCUCCGGAGAAGUGUUCUCUUGCAGCCAAAAGCAACUAAACCCAGCUCAGCAAAGCUUAGGUGAUUAUUUUCCAUAUAAGGUUAUUCGGUAUAUAAGCUGGUGACCAGCACCGAGUUAAGCAAUCAGAAAACUGGAAAUAUAAUAUUCAAAAGCGACAAUUUCAUGAUAUAUAUAUCAGCUAUCUGUUGAAGCUCCUCAUCCUGUUUCAGUGGUCCUUCAUUGUGGCUGCUCUGACCGUGACUGGAUCAUGUUUGUGGUUUCUGUGUAUUAACCAGUCAUCGAGAGUGUUCACUUACCCAGCCGUCGUUCUACUGGGGUUUGGGUCCUCCGCCAUGUUUGUUAAUGCACUUGGCUUUGCAACAGAACUCAUUGGAGACAACAAAGUAAGUUGAAGAACUCUUUAUUUUGGCUUUGAUCUAAAUUUUCAUAAAACUAGUGAUAACUAUACAAAUCCAAUUGUGCUUUAAUACUAGGAUUGUAAGAUCACGCUACGAAUAGUAUAGUUAUUAAAGAUUUUUUACCUUUCUUUUUGUUUCAUAUCAAACUCUUUCCCCAGUGCGACGAACAUUUGUUUUUCUCGGUUCCAGGUGUACGCAACCACUAACCCCACGUAAUGCGCAUGCUCUCUGUUACGAAUUUUCAAAAUGGCGGACAGGUCAAAGAGGGAAAUUAAAAAAACAAAGCGAUUUUGCAAUGAAUUCUCAACAUACACCCUCGUUAGAAAGGCGAAUCCAUGGAAAAAAGAUACAAAACUGUAUGAUAUUGAGAUCGAUAUGAUAUUAAAUCGAUACCGAGGGCCCGUUUAAUUGCCUUCCGCCAUGAUUAUUAGCUUUCUUGACAGCUUUCUGAAGACAGAAUACUUUCUUUCUAAAGACUUCUGAUAUGCGGCUAUUGAUUAUUACACCUCGUAUACCUGAUUGCUCAAACACUUUGUUUACGAUUGUUGAAAGGAUCGACUCAUGGUUCUGCGUCUUCGUCUUGACAUUGCUUUGAAAUAGUAUAGACUAGUAAGCUGAAACGAAAAAUUAAUCAGGGAAGUUUACGAAAAAUCCAGCAAACAAGCUUUAAAAAGGCAUUUAUUUAGACUUCAUACUUCAACGAACUUCACAAAUCUUACUUGUUUAUCUUGUAAGUAAACAAUGGCAGAUUAAUUCCCGAAGCGCUUUCUGAGUUUCCCGAUCCCUCUCCUACUAUUUUCACGCUUACAAAACAGGAAAAUCAAAAGGAGGAAGAUACAGCUGUUUUGAAACGCCAUUUGACGAAGGCAAAUCUACUUUUUGUUCGACACUUUACAUAUCAAAACAAAGGAAAUUUAUUCCUCUUUUUUAUUCUGGCGGUACAUUUUUAAUUUGCACCUGCGUAAAAGAGAUAUUGACCGAGACCCUUCGCUCGGUCGUGUUUUGAUCAAAAACGCCUUGUUAAUUUCACGCAACCGCUCGGAGAAAAGGUAAAAAUGACUGAGGGAAAAAACUUUACCUUCAAGUUAGAAAAUUAGCGAAAUAGAAAGCCACAGUAUUAUAGUUUAAUAUUUCAGAGGUACAUUGAGUGCUUUUUCCGUAGAGAAUCCGCACGAUGAUAAAACAUUCGAAAAUGACACUCGAUUUGAGUGGGGUGUUGAAGUGGGCGUGGUCACUACAUUCAUGUUAAGACUAUUUGUACCCCAUGAGUUUGAAAUGAAACUAAUCCUUUUUAUUGGAUCAAUUUUUUUGCAGGGCAGCUCUGGUUUUGUGAUUUCUGUCGUAGGUACCACCUCCAAUCUGACCUCAGGGACUCUUUAUGUUGUCAUACAAGUUUUAUUUCCUAGAGGAAGGUAAAUUUGGAUUUUUUUGCUUUGAGAAAAGAAUUAUUUUUAUCCCUGUAAAAUAUGAAGGGAUUUUUAAAACAAAAUGUGACAUCCCAGCCUGUUAAUUUUUGUUUUCUUCGUUGUUCUUUGUCCUUCCUUAGUUUCUUUCUUCGUCCAUUUUCUAUCGCGUUUCUAAUUUUUUUUCGGUGUUAUACAUGUUCUUCUUGACUCUUUGUUCUUCUUGUUAUUCAACGCUGCUGCUAUAAGUCUCUUCUGUUGUUCCUCCUUAGUCCCUACCAGGCUCCUUCCUCCAUCCUGUUCAACAAUAAAUUCCACCAGCAUCUUAUGGUGCAUAGGAUGCGUUCCAGGAGCAUUAAAAUCAAUGGGAUUUUCUCGCGAAACGAAAGGAGACGACAAAGCCUCAAGAUAAAUUUUGAGUAAAAGAGGAUGGAAUUUUCAUUAGAAAAAAUAAUUACACCCAAGGGCUAUUCAGGAGAAUUACUAAAGCAAAAUAGAUUUUCAAGAUGAUAAAAUAGCUUUUAUAAAACUCAGGUAAUCGAUGUCAAUACAGUUAUUAGAGUUAUUCUCUUUAGAAAUAUUUUCCAAAGCGUAAACAUUUCGAGUGCUUCGUUCUUUCUCCUAGUGCAUCUGCCGAUUGCCAAGAGUGUGGGAGUUACGUACAAAAUGUGUUCUCAUUCGUGCCCAGCUCACUCGCUACUUUUAGCUUGCUGCUUGUAAUGAUUUUUCAAGUUCACCUGACAGUCUGCGGGAAAGAAGGUAAGAUGCAGCUUUUUGGGUGA